Messenger RNA from Anopheles merus, 5916 nucleotides. It is a transcript of the gene Pur-alpha, whose product is annotated as transcriptional activator protein Pur-alpha. Gene Ontology annotation, biological process: regulation of transcription by RNA polymerase II. Lineage: Eukaryota; Metazoa; Arthropoda; Insecta; Diptera; Culicidae. The coding region runs from base 1 to 846 and encodes 281 amino acids. Gene Ontology annotation, molecular function: DNA-binding transcription factor activity, RNA polymerase II-specific; purine-rich negative regulatory element binding; RNA polymerase II transcription regulatory region sequence-specific DNA binding. The record is from RefSeq and is a predicted model, not a curated record. Gene Ontology annotation, cellular component: nucleus. The transcript has a single exon.
AUGUCCGACACUGGUAGUGGACACGACGGAGGCGCCCAAAAGGACUAUUCACAAAAGAUGGACGGCGGAGGCGUGCUGGGUGGUGGCGGCAGCGGCGACUUCGACUCGGGCCAGCAGAGCCAGCAGACGGAGCAGGAGCUGGCUACGAAGAUGCUGCAGAUCCAGUCGAAGCGCUUCUACCUGGAUGUGAAGCAGAAUCGCCGCGGCCGGUUCAUCAAGGUGGCCGAGAUCGGUGCGGACGGGCGGCGCAGCCAGAUCUUUUUGGCCCUGUCGACCGCGGCCGAGUUCCGGGACCAUCUGUCGACUUUCAGCGACUAUUACGCGUCGCUCGGCCCGCCCAACCCGGACAAUGUGCCCGAGGACGGCAAGCUAAAGUCGGAGAUGAUGAUCAAGGACAACCGGCGGUACUAUCUGGACCUGAAGGAGAACGUGCGGGGCCGGUUUCUACGCGUUUCGCAGACGAUCACGCGUGGCGGCCCCCGUUCGCAGAUCGCCAUUCCGGCACAGGGUAUGAUCGAGUUCCGCGACGCGCUGACCGACCUGCUCGAGGAGUUCGGCACAAACGAUGGUGGUUACAAGGGCGAGCUGCCCGAGGGUCGCCAUAUGCGGGUCGAUAACAAAAAUUUCUACUUCGACAUCGGGCAGAAUAGCCGGGGAAUAUAUAUGCGGGUGUCGGAGGUGAAAAGCAACUUCCGCACCGCGAUCACGGUGCCGGAAAAGUGCUGGUCACGGUUCCGCGACAUCCUCACCGAUUACUGUGACAAAAUGAAGAAAACGUCCGAGUCAACUACUUCUUCAAUCACUGCCGAUAAUACUUUACAAAAGCAAACAUCAAAUAAUAUGUAAAAUUUUGAGUUAAUGAAGCGAAAACCAACAACAAAAUGAACAAACAAGCAAAGAUAAGCGAAGAACUAGUAGCAAGCAACCCCAACAAGCAAACAAGCAAAAGCAUAUACAGCAAGCCCAGAUUCAAACUAUAUGAAAAAGCAUAGCAGAAAGAUACAGUUCAGAGAUAGAAAAAGAAAGAGGGAGAGCGAGAGAGAGCGAGAAAUAUAAAAAAGAAGAAAACAAACAAACAAAUAAUAAUAAAGAUUAUACUAUUAAUAAACCGUAGACCCAAUAGAAAUGAGAGCAGACCAUGGAAAGUUGAAUGAAAUUCGAACGAAUGAGAUGCACCAUUACACAUCCGUUACAUUCACAAAGUGACGAAAAUGAGAGAGGGAAGCUGACGAAUAAAACAAAGCAACAACAAAAACAAACACAUAAUUUAAAAAAAAACAGUUGGGUAUAACUAGUGGCUGGGGAGCAAAUUCAGUUAAAAUCUAGGACAAACGAAUUGGUUGGUUUGUAGUUUGAAGCUAAAUUGAACAUGGUGGUGGUUGCAGGUAGUUUGAGGAAACGUUAAACGGCAGAAACAGUUAAUAGCAAAAUGCAUAUUAAGAGAAUGGUAACCCUUGUAGUGGAAAAGGCGAAUGAAACAAAAAGAUGAAGAUGCGCGUAGAACACGAUAGAAAUAUCGAUUUAGCAUGAAAAUGCAAGAUGUCAGAUAGGUAAAGAAAGAUAAGCUACACAUUUUCUCCCCAUUAUGUUUCGUUUUCUUGUUCUUAGGCUUUUGUUUUGUAAGAUUGUUUAUUUUUGCGUCUGUUACUUUAUUUAGUUUUUUUUAAUUUACUUAUGUCUCGUGUUAUUUACACGUGAGGCAGCGAAAAACUAGACCAGACCAGACAUAUUAAACAGCAAACGCGCGAUUGCAUGGAUAGUGGCUGUAUAUCGUCAUCGUCUCAUCGUUUGUGAAAGCUUUUCUUUUUCUACCUGUGUGGGCUGAAUUUGGAUUCUGUCCUUUAAUCUAACCAAGUCAAGAACGUCUCAGCUACAGUCUUUAGUAGAAAAUGUUGAGGGAGUUUCUCUGUAAAAAAACUUAUCGUGCAUAACCGAUAAUUAGAGUAAAAGAGUAAACCAUUUUAAAUUCACACAAGCUGAGCUACACAAACACACAAACGACACUGAGGAAAGAGAAAGGUUAUCAUCAUAAUUGAACGGGCGUUAACAAAUCUGCGAAACAAUACAAUCCGCCAUUCGCAAUGCAAAAGGAUCGAAUGAACCGAAUAAGAAAAAAGAAAAAAAAAACACUGAGAAAGCCACUACGGAUAAAAUACCCCGAACAUUAACAGGGGAGAGACUAAACAGAAAACUCAGAUAAAAUCUGAAUAUAUAUGGAUACGUUGACAGCAAGUGGAAAGAAAACUGUUCUAAAAAGUUAAAAUAAAUUGUUGUGUACUGCUAGUUUACGUUGUAUUUGUUUUUUUCCAUUAUUGGAUAUAUAUACGCUCGAAAUUAAAACACAACAAGAUACCACAGUAAAAAAGUAAAUGCAGUAAAUGGAAAUGAAAUUGGAAGGUAACUUUUGUACGACUAUUAGUAUCGUGUAGGACUCUUUUAACCUUAACAAUGGAACUUUUAGUUUUUUUGUAACAUUGAAGAUUUCUUUUUCUUCAGUUACAACAUGCUUUUUUUUCAAGUACUGCAAUGAUUUCAACCUUGGUGUAAUCUGCUAAUCAGAAGAAAAUUUAAGAAACAUUUUAACAUUCACUCUUGCUAACGUGUUAUACAAAUUUCAUUUAAGUUCGAUUAUUUAAUGAAAAGAAAACAUGACUGGGCGGUGGUUUGCUAAGAAAACGAUGGUUAAAGAAAAACUUAUACAGAAAAUGCAAAUUAUAACGAAGUCAAUAUAUAUAUUACUGUUAAAUGUUUCGUAAAGCAAAAGAUCAAUAGUGCAGUUAAAACGACGAUACAAAAAAAAAAACACAGAAGAGAAACUAUGAAAGGAAACCCCCUUUUUGUCAGAAUCGAAACAAUUGAUAAAAAGUGACGUUUAAGACGAAUCUAAAAUGCUGUAAAAAACAACUGUGUACAACAAGGCAUAGAAUAUAGGUUUAAAACUGAAAGUAUUUUUGCUUUUGUUAAAAUGUGUUUUAUGUUUACUCUUUUCAAUAUCUCGUUUUUAUAAAUACCUCUAUAAAAAGGUUCUACCAAUUGAAAGCAGUUUAUGCACAUCUAUUACAGAGUGUUAAACGAAAGAAGUAAUGUUUUGCAUAAUUUUUACUGUACUGUGUUCUACUGAGCCAUUCACCUUGGUUGAACAAUUCGCCAAGCCAAACAUUCGUUGUGUGUUCUUUGAAAACCUCGCGCAAAAGCGAUGUUGUAAAACAAGUUUUACAGUUGCAUGUAUUUGUGUGUACGAAAAAUGAAGAUCUAAGUACAAACUAUCAUUAAUGUAAGUGUAAUUAUGCGUUUAUUUGUUUCAAUUACGUUUCACUACGCAGCCUAAAGUUCAAACAUUAUACACUGUACCUACUGGCAACAUUCAACAACGCAUGCGUUCGGUUGCCUGCUCUUUCAUUGCUUUUUAACAAACUAAUUGGCACCAGUCGCAGUUAAAUUGAUAAAAUGUUAUGUUUGAAUCGUCCUGUCAAUAAAUAACACAACCAAGACCCAUUACAACAGCGAUUAGAACCUUUGAAGUCGAUAUGUAUAAAUAAAAGCGAACCAAGGUGAACAACUACCAACAAAACAUUGCAAUAAGAUUAUAAUGCAAUAACAUUGCAACGCAACUCAGAGUCGAAAUAUGCAAAAAAAAGAAAGAUGGAUCUAAAACCAAAUUGCUACAAUUAAGGAAGUCUUAAACUCUACCGACUUCUAUCUAUUAUGAAAUAUUGUGAAAUUUUAUAUUCUGUUGUUUCCUUUUAAGUCUAUUAUAGUGAAUAAACUAGAAGAGAAUACAUAGAAAUCAGCUUAAGACAUAGGGCGUGAGCAAAUCCUGUAAUCCAAGCAGCGGAACACUGUAUGUAAGGGGUGGAAAAUAAUUCGUCCGCGCAUUUAAAUAUUUGCCAGCUACAGAAAGAAGAAAAGAAGAAAACAAAGACGAAAAUAUAAGACGAAAACAAUGAGAAGAACUGGCAUUAUAGAGGCAAACAAAGAAAGGAAUAGAAACUAAGAAAGAAAAAGUAAUCAAAGAACAAAAAAAGAGAACAACAUUAUAUAAUUACAAUAAGAGAAACUACCAUAGGGUAAUUAUUCGAGGCAUUUAAUGCGCAAAACGAAAAAUAUGGUCAAUCGAAAAGAGCAGAUUAUGCUGAUAAGGGAAAUACGCAAACCUUCAAAAUGUUGGAAAAAACAUACUUUCGGUUGGAAAUUUUUAAACGAGCCUUUAAGCACACUAAAACACAAUGGUAUGAACGAAAACAAACACACACCACACACAUUCCCAAAGAACACACUCUCGAAUACAAUUAAUGGUUAAGAGCAAUAGUUCAUUUUUCCGAACCGAAACACUGCAGCUGCGUUGAAGAUAAAUAAGAUAGGAAAAUGCGCCGCACGAAAUAUCUACCAAGCCGCCACGAUAAAAUAGAAUCGUUUUUUCUCGAAUUUAUACGGCAACUACUACCACUUAUCGCAUAGUGCGAUUUUUAAGCGAUCACAUUUAAAAUGCAUGCAUCUCGAGGAUCCGGUAAAGCCGAUGGGUGCUCAUAGGCACGUUCGAUGUGCAUAAAGUUGUAAAAAAGAAAAAUGAAAAAUUAAAAGAUGAUUAACUUAUAAACAAACAAACAAACAUCAAGUACAUGACCUGACACUCAUGUACAAGUUUCCGGUGGAGCCAGUGUCCGUGUGUGUGUUUGUGGAUAUUCUCUUGAUUUCGUUUCUUAGUGCUCCCCCAUUAACUGUCCCAUAAUGUUAAAGAAUUUGAUGAUAUCGUUCCAAUCUAAGGAUGAACUACAGGCGGCGUGUACUGAGAAUGCUUGUAUACUAUUUUGCUUUCACCUCCAGAAACAACAUUCCGUUUCAAACGGACUUCAAAAUGUGAUCAUGCACUCAUGCAGAUGAAAGUGCACCUUUAAUUUUCGUCUAAAAACGAAGGCAAUGGAAAUGUACACCAACUUCAAGCAUGCGGGUUUCCAAACAUUGGAAUAUCAGCUAAUAUCUGAUCAGUAGAGUAUCCGUUUUGUUCCGAUUUCGUCCCGUUGUGUAACAGCGAGAGAGUUUCCCAGAAACUCCGCAUCCUACAUACAGUAGCUUUAAUUAAAAGAAGAAGAAAGUGGAUAUAUUAUUAGAAAAGCAUGGUCAUAGACGCAGUGAGAACAAUGAAACAGCGAAACACAACAAAAACAAACGUGAUCAAUCCUUGUGCAACAAGCACAAACUCUCUAGACCAUAAAUGUGAGACGUUGGAGGCGAUAUAGAAAUAGUGAACAAACAACUUGUAAGCUGAUGCUGAAGACAUUCGGAGAUCAAAUCUCCUUCCGCAAAAAAGCGUAUAUCGAGGCUAUCGAAUGUGUUACCGUUUAGAAUAAAGCAACUUCGAUCACACUGUGCAUGGCUUGCCCCAAAUCGAUCCAUUCGGCCAAUCGGCAUAUCGUCGAGGCGAAAAAAACACACAUACACAACACACACAACACACACAUACACAUACAUACACACUAUCUUGGGAAAUUCAAUGAGGGGACAUGCUGUAGUUUAUACGAUACGUAAACCUAGAACGACCAAACGUUGUGGCAAAACAUCAAACAAUGGGCAGUAACGGAUAGCCCACAAACGGUGGCGCAACAAAUGAAAAGGUAGAAGAAACUAUUGAAAGUAGAACUAACCAGAAAAGUGUAGAAGAAAAACUGUCCCGUACAACAAACAAAACGGAUAGGUGUAUUCACAACGCGAAAGCAAGCAGAAAGUGGCAAGUAUGUUAAGAAAUAAAGCAAGCGAAAGUUUAAGUCAAGAAGCUAAAAAGGAGUAGAUGAAAAAAAAGUAUAACCAAACGAGAAUAAGAAAAGAGAAAAGUAAAGAUAAAAAACUUAUAUGUAGCCAGAUUUUGUCCCGCAAACUGUAGCAGUGAAAAUGUAUGAAACAAUAUAUCUAUGGAAUGGA